Molecule: messenger RNA, 1250 nt
Organism: Acanthochromis polyacanthus (spiny chromis)
Lineage: Eukaryota; Metazoa; Chordata; Actinopteri; Pomacentridae
Gene: mesd
Product: mesoderm development LRP chaperone
Exons: 3
Coding region: 29-682 (217 amino acids)
Biological process (GO): protein folding
Source: RefSeq, a predicted model, not a curated record
AGCCAAUCAGAACACACCAUGUGUAAACAUGGCGUCUGACUUGAAGUUGAGAUGUGUGGUGCUCCUGCUCUAUACAUGUUUGCUGUGUAUAUUAGCGACUGACAGUAAAGUUAAGCCCAAAGUAAAGAAGGACAUCCGAGACUACAAUGAUGCAGACAUGGCACGGCUCCUGGAGCAAUGGGAGGAGGAUGAUGACAUUGAGGAAGGCGACCUUCCUGAGCACAAAAGGGCUCCGCCUCCCAUUGAUUUCUCCAAGGUGGACGCUUCCAAACCAGAAGAUCUUCUCAAGAUGUCCAAGAAAGGCAGGACUCUGAUGGUUUUUGCUUCAGUGUCAGGAGAUCCAACUGAAAAAGAGACCGAGGAGAUCACAGGACUAUGGCAGGGGAGCCUCUUCAACGCCAACUUUGAUGUUCAGAGGUUCGUGGUGGGCUCCAACAGGGUGAUCUUCAUGCUGCGGGAUGGGAGUUUAGCCUGGGAGGUCAAGGACUACCUUGUUGCUCAGGAACGCUGCAUGGACGUUACUGUGGAGGGCCAAGUGUUUCCAGGGAAAGCUGCCAAAAAGGAUGAUGCUAAACACAAACAGCAGAAUGAAGUCAACACCAAGAACAAGGGCAAGAAAAAAACGGAGAGCAAGAAGGCUGACAUAGAGGGAAACAGAGCCAGCAUCAAACAGGAGCUGUGAUGGAAUUGAACAGAAUGAGAGAUCGGAGUUUCUAGUCAUUUUCUUCCUGAUCAAUGUGUACUGCGGCACCACAGGAAGAUGCAGUGGUAUGAAUGAACUAAUAAAUCCUGUUGGGUACACUCAGCUUUGACCGGCCAGCUGGAAUCAUCAGUGAUUUGUCUUUUCCCCUCCUGCCUCUCACUGGAUCAUGGUGCAAUGACAAGUACAUGAUUAAAAUCAUCAGUCUAUGUCUGAGUGCUGAUAAACUCUUUAUAAUCUUUUGUAAUGUAAUGCUGUCUUGAUUUCUGUUUGAUUAUCAUCACAAAAAAGCAAGCACAUGCUAAUGUUGUUGAAAGAUACUCCAAGUAAACAUUAUUAAACUUUUGUUUUUGGUGGCAACAUUUUGACAUGUUUAGCACAGUUUUUUUUUUUUUCUGAUGCGGAAAUGGAGUCAUUCAUCAGACCGGUCAGUCCCAGUCGCUUAUCCGUUGGUCAUGUACACCAGCACUUCAAUAUUUUAUACAAAAGUAGCACUUGCGAUUUCUGUUUGAUUUUUCACUGAGUAUGAAAAUAAACAUUUUUGGUAUGA